AUGCCUUUGGCCCCACUCACGGACGAGGAAAUUUAUGGCACAGGAGUCAGUAUCAAAGAAGAGCUCAGCGAAGAUAUUUCCGAGGAUACUUGUAUUGAAAUUAAGGAAGAACAAUUUGAUUAUGCAGGUAAAGAGAGAGAUGAAGUGAGUGAAGAGAAAGUGAAAUAUGAAUCUCUUCUCUUUCAUAAUCUUCUUGAACUAAGACAUGAAGGAAAUGCAAAGAACAUGUAUAAUUUGGUUCAGGAUCGCAAAGGCUCGUUGUUAAGAACGCCAUUUGUUGUUGAGAAUUGUCUGAAUAAGAAUUCAUCAAAUGGCGAUCAGGUGAUGCAUAAGGAAAGUCUUAAGCAGGGUACACAACCAAAAGUGGAAGCCAAAUUGAAAAGAUUUGUAUGUGAGGUAUGUGGCAAGAAAUUUCCUCAUAAGGGAUAUAUCAACAUUCAUAUAAGAGUUCACACAAAAGAGAAGCCAUUCAGCUGUGAGAUUUGCAGCAAGACCUUCUCUGAGAAAGGUACUCUAGUAAAGCACCUGAGAGUGCAUACAAAGGAGAAGCCAUUCAGCUGUGAGAUUUGCAGCAAGGCCUUCUCUCAGAAAUGUCAUCUAGUACGGCACAUAAGAGUACAUACAAAGGAGAAACCAUUCAGCUGUGAGAUUUGCAGGAAGACCUUCUCUAAGGAAAGUACUCUAGUAAAGCACAUGAGAGUCCAUACAAAGGAGAAGCCAUUCAGCUGUGAGAUUUGCAGCAAGACCUUCUCUCGGAAAGGUACUCUAGUAAAGCACAUGAGAGUCCAUACAAAGGAGAAGCCAUUCAGCUGUGAGAUUUGCAGCAAGGCCUUCUCUGUGAAAGAUACUCUAAUAAAGCACAUAAGAGUACAUACAAAGGAGAAGCCAUUCCGCUGUGAGAUUUGCAGCAAGGCCUUCUCUCAGAAAGUUCAUCUAGUACAGCACAUGAGAGUACAUACAAAGGAGAAGCCCUACAACUGUGAGAUUUGCAACAAGGCCUUCUCUGAGAAAAAUACUCUAAUAAAGCACAUGAGAGUCCAUACAAAGGAGAAGCCAUUCAGCUGUGAGAUUUGCAGCAAGGCCUUCUCUGUAAAAGAUACUCUAGUAAAGCACAUGAGAGUCCAUACAAAGGAGAAGCCCUACAGCUGUGAGAUUUGCAACAAGGCCUUCUCUGAGAAAACUAACCUGGUGCGUCACAUGAGGGUACAUAUUAAAGGGAAACCGUACAGCUGUGAGAUCUGCAACAAGGCCUUCUCUGAUAAAAGUACUCUAGUAGGGCACAUGAGAGUACAUACAAAGGAGAAGCCAUUCAGAUGCUAGAUUUGCAGCAAGGCCUUCUCUAGGAAAAAUAUUGUAGUAAAACACAUGAAAGUACAUACAAAGGAGAAGCCAUUCAGCAAGGAAAUUUUCAACAAGGCUUCUCCACGAAGAAAUAAUUUAGUUAGAGAUACGAGAGUACAUACAAAAGAAGAAGCCAUAAAACUGCAAUUUUAAGAAAAGCCUUCUCAGGAAAAAUAAAACCUAAAGCAAAACAUGAGAGUACAUGUACAUGAGGAUUUAUACAGCUUCCCUCAAAAAAGUGAUAUUGCAAUUAGAGUCAUGGAAUUAUAUGGGUUGUUUGGAUGAUGCUAUAUGAG
Messenger RNA from Penaeus chinensis, 1637 nucleotides. RefSeq names its product zinc finger protein OZF-like. Gene Ontology annotation, cellular component: nucleus. The transcript has a single exon. Gene Ontology annotation, biological process: regulation of transcription by RNA polymerase II. Gene Ontology annotation, molecular function: DNA-binding transcription factor activity, RNA polymerase II-specific; RNA polymerase II cis-regulatory region sequence-specific DNA binding. The coding region runs from base 1 to 1320 and encodes 439 amino acids. Lineage: Eukaryota; Metazoa; Arthropoda; Malacostraca; Decapoda; Penaeidae. The record is from RefSeq and is a predicted model, not a curated record.